AUGCAAGGCGUCCACGGCUACCGUCUCGGCCGAUCCGACGGUGGAGUCCGCCUCGAAUUAACCCCCACCACCUCUUCUCCUCUCGCGAUCGAUAUAUCCGAAUCCACCGAAAUGAGGAUCCAACGCCUCAUAACAGAGAAUCCAGUCAUCAUAUUCAGCCGCUCAGCCUGCUGCAUGUGCCACGUCAUGAAACGCCUCUUCUCUUCUCUCGGUGUAUACCCUACAGUCAUCGAAUUGGAGGAGGAUGAGAUCGACGCACUCUCCGCUUCACAGCAGGAUGGCGGAGGUGGUGGUGAGACCGUAGCUCCGGCGGUGUUCAUCGGAGGGACGCGUGUUGGAGGAUUAGAAAGCCUCGUCGGACUCCACUUGAGCGGUCAUCUUGUUCCGAAGCUCGAAGAAGUUGGUGCUCUGGCGUUGUAG
Lactuca virosa is the source of this 420-nucleotide messenger RNA. Lineage: Eukaryota; Viridiplantae; Streptophyta; Magnoliopsida; Asterales; Asteraceae. The record is from the annotation of a GenBank genome assembly.